Molecule: messenger RNA, 2756 nt
Organism: Aspergillus welwitschiae
Lineage: Eukaryota; Fungi; Ascomycota; Eurotiomycetes; Eurotiales; Aspergillaceae
Exons: 3
Coding region: 734-2596 (620 amino acids)
Source: RefSeq, a predicted model, not a curated record
GAAGUCUCCUCGGCUCCUCGCUCAUCCCUGGCCUUAUCUGCAGCCCUGGAUUCUGCAUCGCAUCCUGCAUUCUACUUGACCGCUCUGUCUCACUACGUGCGCCCACUUUAGCUUUGACAACCCGCGUUUUCCACGCGAUGAUGACGCUGAAAUGCAAUCGCGGCUUUUCUGAAGGAGUAAACCCGCCUUCUACUCUCACAUACAGGGCUAACUAUCAAUCCCUAACUGGAAAUAAGUUGCAAUUGAAUCUCGAGGAUAUUGCAUACGACCUCCGAUGACUAACACUUAACAGGAGAAUAGGGGCAAACUAUUGGGAUUGCGAAGGUCCAAUGGCCGUGGAUGCAAAUUUAGUCUGCAUUCCUCAAGGACAGCUCCCCAUAUCAGGCAGUGACAACAAACAUCACAGACCCUAUUCCUACCAAUUCCCUUUUCUGUUAGUGGGCAUGCCUCGGAAUCGCCCAUUCCAACCCCUCGGUCCUCCGCGUUCACGCGCGAGGCCAUUCUCCCAGCAUAUACAUCCUUUUAGUCGGCCUUGGCCCAUUGUUUUGCUUCUCUUCCAUUGUUUCCCCCGUCACGUUCACCACCCACAUGUUCUUUAUGGGCUGCACCUACUGUUCUUUCCGAUACAUCAGUUUUCAUCAUCUCUAACCUCUCGAACCACUGGAUGCUUGGCGAGUCUUGUUAACAGAAGCCGUAGCGCAGCUGGUUCCAGCUACUCUCGACGCGGUCCAUCAUGUUCAACCGUUCAAUAGCCUCCCCAAAAGGAGGCGUUUGGACCAAAGUAGUGAUAUUCAUCUCGUUAUAUGUCAUGCUCUUCGACUCGUUCAUUGAAUGGGCCAUCGUGCUGUACCUGUAUGGGAUCCGCCGUGUGGACUCAAAGAUGACCCCGAGCUUGGUCCUGGCUCUUGUUGCGUCAUUCUUCACUGUUCCUCUUGUCGCUCUCCACAGCCUCCUUGCCUGGCAAUACAACAAGGUUGUAGGGUUCGCGAGUCAGAAAGCUUUGCUGAAUGCCGCUUGUACCUACAUCCUCCGACUUACGAUACUCAUUUGGAUCGCUGCCAGUGCAGCAGGAUUGGUGUUGGUUUCGCAGCAGGUGUACUGCCUGGCUGAUGACGGUGGUGGUGACUUCUGGAAGAUCGGUAUUAGCUGCGCGCUUCAAAGGGCUUCUGUCAUUGUUUCGAUUAUAUCAUUCGUGACCGUGUGUCUUUUCUUCUGCUCAAGAGAACUUUGCGAGCGUCCGUACGACAUAUCUCUUCUCGGUGUAUACAAGCCACAAUUAUCGUCAUACGAUGACAAGAUGUCUGCCAGCUCAACUAUGGGAAGCCACGUCAGUCUGGAAAAUGACAUCUAUCACGUUUGCCGCCGGCCUGAUGUGACAUUUGGGCGCGACCUGUACCUGUCAUCAAGCAGCAACUCCAUAUGUAAAGCUGGUAGUAUUGAACACCCUGCAUCCGUAUAUGAGAAACCCCAUUUAAAGCUCGACACAAAAUGUGAAGCAGAGACCUCAGGGAUAUACUCUGGAACUACGCUCUCGGUCGAUGGCACGCCAUCCAAAAAUUCUUCCAGGGAUGGAACAAACUCCGAUGUCAGUUCGAAUGCCUCAACUACACCCCCCAAAGCCGCGUUAAGGGCUCCUUUCGACUCUUAUCGCCCGGCUGAACUGGCAGAACUACCGGGAUCUCCGCAAAUCAAAAAUCAAAGGCACCAGGCCUCUGGAUCCCCGUUCUUCCGACUCCUUCCUAAGGUUUUCGCAAGUCAGAUCUCGUUGUCAUCGGACCCUGACAUCCUUGCUCUCGCUGGUCCUGAUUCUGGUACGGAUGUUGAGCAACCAGCAGAGGAGAAGUCAACAGAGAUGAUCGAGCCACCGCCAACUCCCAAAAGGGAAUAUGCCCCUGGACACCCGCUCGCAUCUUCCCCUGUGGAGCUUCCAUUCCCAUCCUCUCCUCCAGUGGAGAGGUCUAUGUUUGCCAUGACGAACAGUAACCCUGAGCUUAAGUCGAGUCGGUCCGAAGGAAGCACGCUUCCACGAUCAAUAUCAAGCAGCUCCGCUGAUGCCCCCGAAGUUGUCGCGCCAGAGCCACUUAGAAUUCAGAGAUCCAAUACCUCACACACAGCUCCAAUUACUAGCCAGUACAACUUCUCUCGGCCAAAACCCCCGGCUGUACCUCCGAUCCCGCCACGACAGCCAAAUCACAGCUACCAAGGCUCUCUAUUGCAGCACGGACGAUCCAGACGCCAAAACUCGAUUCGUUCGAGCGGACGACGAAGCCAAGUCUACCGUUUUGAAGCCUGCCAGAUACCGCGGCACACACAAAGCCAAUAUCAUCCCCAGCAAAGCCGCUACACUCGUCGAUCGUACUUUGAUACCCACCGUCGAAUGCCCUCACGGCGGCGUCGAAAUGACGUCGAAAUCGUGUACUCUAGCACCCGGCGCCCUCGCAGCAACACCUGUGGAGGAUUCGGCACAACAUCCAGUCUAGACUGUAUCCGCGAGUCUGGGGCCUCCGUUGAUGAACCGGAAGAUAUUUUCGCGGAUGGAAACACGUAUAGAGGCACUACUCGAACUGCUAGUGCCCACGGCAUGUACGCAUUUUGAGUGAAGUCUGCGGGUCGGACUGGCUAUGAUCGAAUCUGUUCCAUUAUCACGUUCUUAUUGGCUCAUGAUUGAUAUAAACUGUAUACUAGCACGCUUCUUUUCCUUUGUUUACCUUUCUUGCCAUAUACUAUUGGAUUGAAUACUAUUAUGAUUUUUAUUA